UCGAAAUAUCAAUAUGUUGCUCCGAUCGCUCCUCCGAGUAACCGCCGGCCACGCCUCACCAUUCCGGCAAUCUCAGUGGCAGCUGACCUAUUGCCGGAGCAUGGCCUUGGAAACCUCUAAAGGUGGUUCAGAGAAACCCCAGCCAAAAUUCGAUAAGAAAGCACAGUCGAAACCCGAUCUAAAGGAUAAGAAGCCUGAACAAGUGCUGGCGACCAUCCUUGAAUCUAUCUCUAAACAAUAUGUGGAGCUCCGCUGCCGCCUGCUAGCGGAGGAUAAGAAGAACCCCGCCCUUGACGUGGGGCGCCCUCUCUUCCCUUCCGCUCCGUCUCUCUCGUUGCUCACUGAUAAUGAUGUCAACCUUUACUCUAAUUCAGACAAUUUCGCACUGCCACAUCCCCACCACCAUGGCACCAACGCCGACCGCUUGACCCCACCAUACCACUGCACUGCAUUCAUGCAUUACCCGUGCCUGCUUGCUGACUCCACCUCCCAGUCUACAAUAGGAAUCAUCCAAGGCUAUCUCAUUCCGAAAUUUCAAUUCUCAACCUUUGCAGAAGUAUCAUCCCUGCUGACAAAGAAAACAUGCAUAGACCUCAUAAAGAAAUGCAAAUCCAUGACUUGUUUCAAGCAGAUCCAAGCCCAGGUCUUCACUCAUGGUCUCCACAGCAACAUUGAUGUCUUGCACAAGCUCGUGGCAUUUGCCACAGAUGCUGACUUAAGCUAUGCUGACAUGAUAUUUGCUCAGAUUGAGCUCCCAACUUUGUUUAUCUAUAAUGUGAUGAUCAAGGCACAUGUGAAAUCUAGUAGUUGCAGAAAAGCCCUUUCGUUGUUUGAUAAGUUACGUCUCAACGGAUUGGUGCCCGAUAAUUAUACAUAUCCUUUUGUCUUUAAGGCUGCAGGAAGGUUGAGGAUGGUUCCUGAAGGGGAAAAGCUUCAUGGGUUUGCUUUGAAAAGUGGGGAUCUUGAUGAUUGCUAUGUUUGUAAUUCGGUUCUAGAUUUGUAUAGGGAAUUAGGAUGUGUCCAGAAUUUGGCGAAAGUGUUUGAUGAAAUCCCUACAAGAGACUUAAUCUCAUGGAAUGUCUUGAUUUCUGGGUUUGUAAAGAGCAGCAGGUUUGAGGAUGCUGUUAAUGUUUAUAGGAGGAUCAGACUAGAGACAAGUUUGCAACCUGACGAGGCCACAAUUGUAAGCACUUUAUCUGCAUGUACAGCACUAAAGAACUUGGAUCUUGGUCGUGAAAUCCAUGAUUAUGUGAGUAAAAAAUUGGGGAUUACUAUGAUUAUCGGAAAUGCAUUGAUGGAUAUGUAUGCUAAGUGUGGAUGCAUAGAGAUUGCCAGAGGAAUAUUUGAUGCCAUGCCAGAAAAAAAUGUUAUUUGUUGGACUAGUAUGGUUUCAGCUUACACAAAUUUGGGUUGUUUGGAUGAAGCUAGGGCUUUAUUUGAGAGGAGCUCUGUCAAAGAUCUUGUUUUAUGGACAACCAUGAUCAAUGGGUACGUACAGUUCAACAUGGUUGAUGAAGCCAUGACCUUGUUUAGGUGCAUGCAAAUGAAUGGCAUUAAACCUGACAAAUAUACCCUUGUUACUCUGCUCACAGGAUGUGCUCAAUUAAGAGCGCUGGAACAAGGUGAAUGGAUUCAUGCUUACUUGAAAGAAAUUGGAAUUAUUAUUGAUGCAGUGGUUGGUACUGCUCUUAUGGAGAUGUAUGCAAAAUGUGGUUGCUUAGAGAAGUCUUUGCAGAUUUUCUAUCAACUGAACCAGAAAGAUGCAGCAUCAUGGACGUCUAUGAUAUGUGCACUUGCCAUGAAUGGAGAUGCAGAAAAGGCUGUACAAUUAUUCACAGAAAUGACACAGCUCGGGAUUAGACCUGAUGAUAUCACCUUCGUUGGUGUUUUAAGUGCCUGCAGUCAUGGAGGGCUAGUUGAGGAAGGCCGUAAGCAUUUUGAUUCAAUGACUAAGGUUUAUCAACUUGAGCCAAAGUUGGAGCACUAUGGUUGCCUGAUAGACCUUCUAGGUCGUGCUGGACUCAUGGAAGAAGCUGAACAGAUUAUAAGAGAGAUACCAAAUCAAGAUAACAAGUUUGUCAUCCCACUUUACGGUUCUCUGCUUAGUGCAUGCAGGAACUAUGAAAAUGUUGAAAUUGGUGAACGUAUUGCCAAGAAGCUUCUAGAGGUUGAGUCCAGUGAUUCUAGUGGUCAUACACUUUUAGCCAAUAUAUAUGCAGCUGCCAAUAGGUGGGAAGAUGUAAAGAAAGUCAGAAGGAAAAUGGAUACCAUGGGGUCCAAGAAGUUUCCUGGGUGCAGUGCACUUGAAAUUGGUGGCCUUUACUAAAUCUGGUUCAAACCUAACGAGCAGAUUGUAAAUCAGUACUUGAGUGCACGCGGUUGGAAGUUGGAAGCCAGUUAUCUCUUCUGAAACAGCAUCACGACCUUUUGGGAUAGAUCUGAAGUAGUCAAGCUGCAGAGAUUUAAAUUAUGAGGUGGUAAAGCUAAUGGUCAGUUUGGUUACAGACUGCAAGAUCGACUAAAGGGGCGCAGGCUGGGUGAGGGCAUUGAAAUUGUAGAGGGACGAAAAUUUAUGCUGCUUCAGUGUUCCACCCUGAAGCCUUGAAAUGAAGGCUAGAAGCAGAGAAAAUAGCUCUUCAAACUACAGUCCAAGUUUAACGUAGACGUCUUCAGCCGGCCAUAUCUACUGGUCAUCUGAUGGAAGCGGAUAGUAAAGCUGCCUAUCUUCACAAUCUUUGUGAAGAGCUGCACUUUGACCCACAGAAGGCCGUAGAAAUUCAUGAAAGUUUAUUUAAUUAUAUUGAGCUUUAUUAUAAAAGGCAUUUAUAGUUUAGUUUCUCAUACUAUUUUCAGUUGAUUAAAGUUCAUGAUAUACUUAACUCGUGAAAGUAUUAAUACUGUUUAUGUAUUUGCUAUACAAGUUUUAUUGA
Molecule: messenger RNA, 2930 nt
Organism: Salvia splendens (bonfire salvia)
Lineage: Eukaryota; Viridiplantae; Streptophyta; Magnoliopsida; Lamiales; Lamiaceae
Product: pentatricopeptide repeat-containing protein At1g31430
Exons: 6
Coding region: 14-2326 (770 amino acids)
Biological process (GO): RNA modification
Molecular function (GO): RNA binding; protein binding
Source: RefSeq, a predicted model, not a curated record